CGCCGAGGUCUGCGCAUGCGCGCGGGGCGCGGCGGCGACGCCGACACAACCGCCUCCUCCGCGCUCUCUCCCUGCUGUGUUACCGCGGCUCUCCGCCCCUCCUUCCCGCGGCGCCCGAGGGACCAUGGCCGAUCCUCGCGUGAGGCAGAUCAAGAUCAAAACCGGCGUGGUGAAGCGAUUGGCCAAAGAAAAAAUGAUGUAUGAAAAAGAAGCAAAACAACAAGAAGAAAAGAUUGAAAAAAUGAAAGCUGAAGAUGGUGAAAAUUACGCCAUUAAAAAGCAGGCAGAGAUCCUGCAAGAGUCCCGGAUGAUGAUCCCAGAUUGCCAGCGCAGGUUGGAAGCUGCAUAUACUGAUCUUCUGCAGAUACUAGAGAGUGAAAAAGAGUUGGAAGAAGCUGAGGAAUAUAAGGAAGCACGUUUAGUACUGGAUUCAGUGAAGUUAGAAGCCUGAAGUUUUUCUGUACAUGGUGUUUUGAAUUAAUCUUGGGAUUCAUUCCACAAUUCAUUACUUUUGACCACUGCUAUGUGUGUUCAAGUAGUAUGAGAAUGUGAUUCUUUUUAUGCAAGUUGCAUAUCUUUUUCUUUGCCUAAUUUAAUGUGUCAAAUAAAUGAAUUCGUCUAAUAAAAUUGUUUAUUUCAUACUUU
Rhinolophus ferrumequinum (greater horseshoe bat) is the source of this 645-nucleotide messenger RNA. It is a transcript of the gene TBCA, whose product is annotated as tubulin folding cofactor A. The transcript has 4 exons. The coding region runs from base 125 to 451 and encodes 108 amino acids. Gene Ontology annotation, biological process: post-chaperonin tubulin folding pathway; tubulin complex assembly. The record is from RefSeq and is a predicted model, not a curated record. Gene Ontology annotation, molecular function: beta-tubulin binding. NCBI's taxonomy places the organism in Eukaryota, Metazoa, Chordata, Mammalia, Chiroptera, Rhinolophidae. Gene Ontology annotation, cellular component: cytosol; microtubule cytoskeleton.